Messenger RNA from Osmia lignaria (orchard mason bee), 1904 nucleotides. Lineage: Eukaryota; Metazoa; Arthropoda; Insecta; Hymenoptera; Megachilidae. The record is from RefSeq and is a predicted model, not a curated record.
GUCGUGAACAAGUUGUCUACGCUAUUAGUUUGGUAGCCAACAACGAUCGCUUUUCUUCUUUACUUGACUGAAGUAGAAAAUAUUUUCUUAGAAGGAUUUUUAAUUGAGGUUCAUUUAAUACUAUAAACGUUUUAUCAAAUAAAAUUAUAAAAAAGGAAGCUACAUAUUCUUAUAAUAAAAGAACAUGAGGACCGAAAUACAUGUGUCACCUGUAAUUAAGAUUGCAACUGUGAUAUUGGUUCUCCUUAAUGUCGACGUUUCCUUUCAACAAUGGUAUCAGCGUCCUCUUCCAACCAAUGGUAACUACGAAAGUCCCGAUGAUCAAUUUUCGAUUGUUGACAGCAAUGAUAACCCGAGGGACCGGUUAAAUUGGUUCAAUCGAAAAUAUUCAAGCAGAACAACACAGUAUCCUGGCAGUAAUACAAAGAAAAAUGAAAAUGACGCGAUGCAGAACGACAAUAUUAUCUUCCCGGAUCAAUAUGUACAAGCACCUAAAAAUCGCUUUGGAACAAUAUCCCCUUGCCGUGGGGAAACGUUUUGCGAAGACGAUACGGAUUAUCCCACGGAUGUCGUGAACAGAAUAAUCGAAAAUCAUCAAGAACUUCAAAGUUACCAAAUCGAUGACACAUCCGAGUUUAUUCGUGGAAAGUCAAGCGAUCCUCAAACAAUACAACUAUGUCCGUCUAUCUCGAAACCCAAUUAUCCAAAGAAAGGGAAAUCGACAACAGGUGAAUGGAUGUACAUCGUGAAUACCUCUAAUUUUACGCAGGGAGUAUGGACAGAAACUUGCGUAGAACACGGAAAAGCAUGCAGUUUAGACAAUACCAGCGUCCCCUACGGUUAUGUUACUUCCUGUAAACAAACUUACGUAACUCGUGUACUUAUAGCAGUGGACAAAAGUAAUCGGCCUGUUCCUCAGUCAUUUAAAUUGCCAACAAAUUGUUGUUGCCAUGUUGAGGCCGCCCUUGAUGGCACAAUUGCCGGUUGAGGAUAUAAAAGAAAUUGAUCAUAAAUACAGAAUAACCCUCGAACUAAAUCUACGAAAUAUAUACAAAGAAAUUUGAUUAACUUCUUAAUUUUUUAAUUUUUUAAUGAAUAGGUUUCAUACAUUGGGAAAGAAAUAGUGUACAGUUUUUAGAAUAGAUAUACUGUAUAGUAGGCCUGGGUGACUCAAGGCGCGCACGGCGCAUGCGGCUUUUGUCCCCACUCCUCGGCGACCCCCGUCAUGCACAUGCGCGGCGCAGCUGCAGAGUGAGGAGUUAGUAGUAGGGUAACUGAUAGAUCAGGACAGCGGUAGUCUAACAGAACAGCAGGGAGGAUGUUGCCCAAACCUGCUGUGGGGUAUAAUAUUAAAUUCAAACUGUUUCUGUCUGAAUAGUUCGCCUUUCGAGGGUUAACACGAUGCACUCUAUUUCAGUUUUUUCAUAUUUUAUGAGAAAAAUUUACAAUUACUUGUCACUACAUAUACAUAUAAUUAUGUUUUUAAUACUCUCAAUUAUCCAUCUAUUUCUUCUGUUACCAAUUUUCAGAACAAUAACUUGAAAAUUGUAUUUAAUUCUUUUUUUAGAAUUAUAAUAAAAAAUUUUUGCUGUAGCAUUUAAUUAAUUAUAAUUAUAUAAUAAUAUCGAUACAAAUACAAACCCAGAUGGGCACAAGGACAGAUAAUUACAGAAUGUAAUUUAGUCGAACAUUUGUUUUGCUUUAUGUACGUGUUAGGUUUUUAAACGAGUGAUAUGAAUAACAGGUGUCACACACACAGCCGCGUACGUCAAUAUGAUGGUUAACCGUGAAAAAUUGAUAAGCAUUUUAUCGAAAAUACGAUUCGCAAACAAUUGAAGAUACAAAUGUUUAAUACCAUUAAACUCUGUAUACUAACAAUAAGUAAGAGAUUUCUUCAGAUCGUU